CGCGGAGAGAGACGCUCCGAGGGCGCCUUUUGCUUUCGCUUCCUGCGCGCCCGACGGCGCUCCACCCCGCUUGGCUCUCCGGCAAGGCCAGGCGAUGGACGCGCUCCUGCUCCUGGGGAUCGCCGCCCUGCUGCUGGGCCGGGGCUGCCCGGGUCCCACCGGCGCCGCUCCUGCCUUCUCCCAUCCUGGCUCCUCCACACACACCUUGCAGUACUACAAGGUGGCCGUCUCGGAGACCGGCCAGGGGCUGCCCCAGUUCAUCAUUGUGGGGUAUUUGGACGACCAGCUCUUCGUCCAGUACAACAGCAACUCCCGGAAGGUGCUUCCUCAGGUCCCCUGGGUCAGGAAGAUUGAGCAGGAAGAUCCACGCUACUGGGAGAAGCAAACUUAUUUGUCCCAGAACUGGGAGCGUUUUUUCCAAGCAAACCUGUGGAAGUACCACAACCACAGCAAGGGGAUUCACAUCUGGCAGUGGACCCACGGCUGCCGUCUGAGCCAGGACGGGGGCAGAGGAGGGCACACACAGUUUGGCUACGAUGGGAGGGACUUCCUCAGCCUUGACCUGAAGAGGCUCAACUGGAUAGGAGCCGAUGCCACCGCCCAGAUGGCCAAGCGGAAGUGGGACGCGGACGUGCCUUGGUCUCAGGACCGCCGGCACUUCGUGGAGGUGGUCUGCGUGGGAUGGCUGCAGAAAUUCUUGGACUACGCAAAGGAGACCCUGCGGAAGACAGAGCGCCCAACGCUGAAGGUGGCACGCAAGCAGGGCUUCGGUGGCCAGGAGACCCUCAUCUGCCGGGCCCACGGCUUUUACCCCAAGGAGAUCGACGUCACCUGGAUGAAGUCCGGGGAGGGCCAGAGGCAGGACACCUUGACAGGGGGCGCCGUUCCCAACUCGGACGGGACCUACCACACCUGGCUCAGCAUUGAGGUGGGCCCCAAGGACAGGGGCCGCUACCGGUGCCAUGUGGAACACGACAGCCUGCCGAAGCCCCUGGACCUGGCCUGGGAGGAGCCAGCCUCUGCAUACGAAGCGUGGCUCCUCGUUGGGAGUGUGGCAGCUGUUAUUGGCAUUGGGGCUGGGGUCCUCUUCUACAUCAAAAAACGACAAGACGGCUACCAGGCGGCACCGAGUGAGUGACUUUCUCCCCACGUUGAGAUCUUGCCCUGAAUCAGGGCA
Molecule: messenger RNA, 1177 nt
Organism: Eublepharis macularius
Lineage: Eukaryota; Metazoa; Chordata; Lepidosauria; Squamata; Eublepharidae
Product: major histocompatibility complex class I-related gene protein-like
Exons: 6
Coding region: 95-1138 (347 amino acids)
Biological process (GO): immune response
Cellular component (GO): external side of plasma membrane
Source: RefSeq, a predicted model, not a curated record